GAGGUUUCUGGGCAUUAUUUUCUUUGGCCUUUUCCCAUCUGCCCCAAUUGGGCCGACGGGUCCAACGUACCAAAAGGGCCCAGAGUAACUUUCGGUAGUGACGAUUUUCUCCAUUGUAGUUGAUUUGCGGCUAGGCCAAUAUCUAGUGAUCUCGCUCACCGUUCCAACUCCAAGGAAUUAACGUCCGUUAAUUUCUCCGAGAAUUCUUCCCUUUUAUUCAGCCAUCGGACGUCGGGCACCGUCCGAAUCUAACUCCCCUCCUCCUUCCUUCCUUCCUUCCUUCAUUGACCCCAUUUCCGAACCCCUCACACAUUCCUUUCCCAAUUUACCCGUCCCUGCAUUCCUCUCCCCUCCUCCGUGCACCCGCCGGCCUGCUCAUGGCGGAGGAGUUCGAGAACGCCGUGGAGGACGGCCUGCGUCUGUCAAAGCGGAUUUAUUUCGGCAAGGACCGUGCCGUGGCGCCGCCUAAGCCGAUGACCCCCAUGGAGAAGGCGGCUGGCUCCUACCUCCCUUCGGCUCCCAUGGUCUACGCCGUCAUCGAGAAUCCCGCCUUCGUCGACAACCCUGAUAUUCCCAGCUACCAGCCUCACGUGCACGGCAGGUGCGAUCCUCCCGCUCUGAUCCCCCUCCAGAUGAACGGCGUCUCCCUCGAGGUUGAGUGCUGCCUUGACACCGCCUUCGUCACACUCUCCGGCUCUUGGCGCGUGCAUUGCGUCAUGGGGAGCCAGUGCUGCGAUUGCUGCUUUGCUGUUCCCAUGGGCGAACAGGGUUCCAUUCUAGGUGUUGAGGUUGAAGUACCCAGAGAAUUUUAUUCUACUGAAGUGAUUGCCUUUGAGGAUGAAAGAGAAACGGGCUUGACCGCAAAGGUUGGCGAAGGAAGCUACUUGAAGUCAAACAUUUUUACCUUCAAUGUUCCACAGAUUGACGGAGGAGCAAAUAUUUCAGUAACUAUUAGAUGGUCUCAGAAGCUAGUGUAUCAUGAUGGGCAAUUUUCCCUGAAUAUCCCGUUCAGUUUCCCAGAGUAUGUGACUCCUGCUGGAAAGAAAAUCUCAAAGAGAGAAAAGAUAAAGUUGAAUGUUAACGCAUUUCCUGGAGCAGAAGUUUUGUGUAAGACAUCUAGUCAUCCUAUGAAGGAACUACGGCGCCAAGCUGGGAAGCUGACCUUCUUAUAUGAAGCAGAAGUUCUCAAAUGGUCCAGUAAUGAUUUUGUCUUUGACUACGUUGUUUCAUCAGGCCAAACCUAUGGCAGUGUGAUUUUUCAAUCCCCCGGAGUUCUUGAUAUUGACCAAAGGAAUAUGUUCUGCUGCUAUCUUUUUCCAGGGAACAAGCAGAACACAAAGGCAUUCAAAAAGGAGGUGGUAUUUCUUGUUGAUAUUAGUGGUAGCAUGAGGGGAAAACCUCUCGAGGAUACAAAAAAUGCUCUCUUUUCGGCACUUUCAAAGCUUGACCCUCAGGAUUCAUUCAGCAUUAUUGCAUUUAAUGGUGAAACAAGUCUAUUCUCAACAUCUCUUGAGUUUGCAACAAAUCAAUCUCUUGAAAAUGCAAAGGAGUGGAUAAAUACAAACUUCAUUGCUGGUGGAGGCACAAACAUUUUGAACCCUCUAAAUCAGGCCAUUGAAAUGUUUUCUCACACAAGCAAAUCCAUUCCCAUUAUUUUCCUCAUCACUGAUGGUGCGGUUGACGAUGAAAGACACAUCUGCAAUGUAAUGCAGACUCAUCUAACAAAAAACUGGCAUAUUUCCCCACGGUUGUAUACACUUGGCAUUGGACGGUUCUGUAACCAUUAUUUUCUCCGCAUGCUUGCAAUGUUGGGUCGUGGCUUUUGUGAUGCAGCUCGUGAUGUAGAGUCAAUUGAGGCUCGAGUGGAAGGUUUGUUUUCCAGAGCGACAUCAACCGUUCUUGCAAAUAUUACUAUUGACUUCAGAAGUCUUGAUCUUGAGGAGUUUGAGGUAUAUCCGUCUCAAAUUCCAGAUCUUUCAUCAGAAAGCUCAUUGAUUCUUUCAGGUCGAUACCGAGGAGAAUUUCCUGAUAACCUCAAGGUAACAGGUUCUCUUGCAGAUAUGAGCAAUUUAUCUGUGGACCUGAAGGUACAAGAGACAAAGGACAUACCUAUUGAUAAGGUAUUAGCACACCAGCAAAUCAUGAUGCUCACUGCACAGGCAUGGUUUACCAACAAUAAGAGGCUCGAGGAGAAGAUAGCAAAAAUGAGCAUACAAAGCUCCAUUGUUUCUGAGUAUACGCGCAUGGCACUGGUAGGGACUGAGAAAACAAAGGGAACUCCAGAGCCGAGCAAGACAAAGAAGGACCGUGUAAGCGAUCAAAAGAAAAAGGAAGACCCCAAAUCACAGAAGAGAAUAGAGCUCCAUAACCUCAGGCUUGGUUUCGGAAACCCCACAGCGACCGCCGAAAACACUCCUCCAGGAGCUAUGGAGACAAAACCAGAUGCAGCUGAGGUCUUUGUCAAGGCGGCAUCAAACUGUUGUGGAAUGAUGUGCCAGAAGCUGUGCUGCAUGUGUUGCAUCCAAACAUGUUCUAAGAUGAAUGACCAGUGUGCAGUUGCGUUGACACAAUUGCUCGGUUCUCUGGCUUGCUUUGGUUGCUGCUACUGCUGCGAACUCUGCUGCUCCGGAGAUGACGGAUAAGAAGAAGAAGAAGAAGAAGAAGAGUGCCAUUUAUGGAUGCUGUGUUGUAUAUCAGAGCUGUGUUUGUGUGACAAAUAAUUUGUAUUCUUGUCAAUAUUUGCCAAAAUUUGGGAUGUGUACAGUGCACUGGAAUGUGUAUCAAUUUGAUAUUUAUUCAUCAAAAGAAGCGCUGAUUUAAAAUAAAAAAAGAAGCGGUUAGAAGUUAUAUACUCCCAUUUAAUGAGUUUCUCUUAGUAUAUACGUAGUUGUUUACUUGUUUU
This is a messenger RNA of Cuscuta campestris, 2902 nucleotides long. The record is from the annotation of a GenBank genome assembly. Lineage: Eukaryota; Viridiplantae; Streptophyta; Magnoliopsida; Solanales; Convolvulaceae.